This is a messenger RNA of Corylus avellana, 3330 nucleotides long. RefSeq names its product metalloendopeptidase / zinc ion binding protein. Gene Ontology annotation, molecular function: metalloendopeptidase activity. Gene Ontology annotation, biological process: proteolysis; cell adhesion. Gene Ontology annotation, cellular component: cytoplasm; membrane. NCBI's taxonomy places the organism in Eukaryota, Viridiplantae, Streptophyta, Magnoliopsida, Fagales, Betulaceae. The record is from RefSeq and is a predicted model, not a curated record.
UCUCUUUCCUAAUUUCUUCUUGUGUAUAUUCACUCUCUCUUUCUCUCAGAAUUCACUCAAAGAUUUUUCAUUUUCCGAGACACUCCCGAGGCGCAGAGAGCUCCCGAUUUGGAGCAGCUUCGCCGAUAUCGGCACUUAACGGCUCGCUCUCUCUCACUCACUUUACUCCCUCACUCACUGUGGGUAUCAUUUCGGUUUGGUGCUUGCAAAUCGGCAUCUCGCCGAUUCGGACACAGCACAAAGGUGGGUAUAUUUGUUUGGUCUAUUCGCAAAGAGCAUUUGAAAUGCAGGCGCGCCAGCGAUUUUUCGGGGUUUUAAGGCCGAUCGGAAAAUCGCCGGCGAUUUGAUGGAAAAAUCGGCACUGUUUGAGUUGGAGUUUUCGGUGGUGUUAGUUCAUGGAGGUAAUGGUUCGGUGUACUCCAUGUCCAGUGCUCAGAUUUCGUGGUAAGCGUCGCCUUGCCGUCGUUUUGUUCGAGAUUAUAUUGAUAUUGUCAUGGUUGGAAGCUAUUAGUGGAAAAUCCCAAGAGCAUCAACUGCAAUGGCAAGGCCCAGAGCGGGACAGUGAGAACAACAUUGUUUCCCACUCUUGCAUCCAUGACCAGAUAAUUGAACAAAGGAGGCGACCUGGUCGCAAGGUGUACUCUGUUACUCCACAAUUUUAUAAGGAGUCUGAUAUCUCUAAACCCCUUCAUCGAAAAGGAAGGGCAUUGCUUGGAGUUUCCAAAUUGUCAGAGCUGCAAAAGGAUGCGAAGCAACCUAUUAGGAUAUAUCUAAAUUAUGAUGCUGUUGGUCAUUCGCCUGACAGAGAUUGUCGACGUGUUGGAGACAUUGUGAAGCUUGGUGAACCUCCUGUGAGCUCUCUUCCUGGCUCUCUGUCUUGCAAUCCUCAUGGCAAUCCUCCAAUUUUGGGUGACUGCUGGUAUAACUGCACCGUGGAUGAUAUCUCUGGGGAGGACAAAAGGUCUCGCCUUCACAAGGCUUUGGGUCAGACAGCAGACUGGUUCAGGAGAGCCCUGUCUGUUGAGCCUGUGAAAGGGAACUUGCGCUUAAGUGGAUAUUCUGCAUGUGGACAAGAUGGAGGGGUACAGCUUCCACGUGAAUAUGUCGAAGAUGGUGUUGCUGAUGCUGACUUGGUUCUUUUGGUGACAACAAGGCCUACCACCGGCAACACUCUUGCAUGGGCAGUGGCAUGUGAACGUGAUCAAUGGGGCCGUGCAAUUGCUGGACACGUGAAUGUUGCUCCUCGCCAUUUGACUGCUGAAGCAGAGACUUUACUUUCAGCUACUCUGAUACAUGAGGUUAUGCAUGUUCUUGGUUUUGAUCCCCAUGCCUUUGCUCAUUUUAGGGAUGAGAGGAAAAGACGGCGUAGUCAGGUUACAGACCAAGUUAUGGAUGAAAAGCUUGGGCGGAUAGUGACACAUGUGGUGCUUCCGCGUGUUGUCAUGCACUCGCGAUACCAUUAUGGGGCAUUCUCUGAGAAUUUUACUGGAUUAGAGCUAGAAGAUGGAGGAGGGCGUGGCACAUCAGGAUCGCAUUGGGAAAAAAGGCUCCUGAUGAAUGAGAUCAUGACGGGGUCAGUGGAUACAAGAUCAGUAGUUUCAAAAAUGACACUUGCUUUACUAGAAGAUAGUGGAUGGUACCAGGCUAAUUAUAGUAUGGCAGACCGUCUUGACUGGGGUCGCAACCAAGGAACUGAAUUUGUGACCUCCCCGUGCAAUCUCUGGAAGGGGGCAUACCAUUGCAACACAACCCAGUUGUCAGGCUGUACGUAUAACAGGGAAGCAGAGGGUUACUGCCCAAUUGUAAAUUAUAGUGGGGACCUCCCUCCGUGGGCUCGCUAUUUUCCACAGGCUAACAAAGGUGGGCAGUCAUCAUUGGCUGAUUAUUGCACGUACUUUGUAGCUUAUUCUGAUGGAUCAUGUACAGACACCAACAGUGCACGGGCACCAGACAGAAUGUUGGGUGAAGUGCGAGGGAGUAGCUCUAGGUGUAUGGCCUCAUCACUAGUACGGACAGGGUUUGUACGUGGUUCUAUGACCCAGGGAAAUGGUUGUUAUCAGCACAGGUGCAUUAAUAACUCUCUAGAGGUUGCUGUUGAUGGGAUGUGGAAAGCAUGUCCUGAAAGUGGUGGACCAAUUCAGUUCCCUGGCUUCAAUGGUGAAUUGAUGUGCCCAGCAUACUAUGAGCUCUGUAGCACAGGCCCACUUCUUGGAUCUGGGCACUGUCCCAAUUCUUGUAAUUUCAAUGGAGACUGUGUUGAUGGAAGGUGCCAUUGCUUUCUAGGGUUUCAUGGUCACGACUGUAGUAAACGCUCAUGCCCCACCGAUUGUAAUGGACAUGGAAAAUGCCUCUCUAACGGCAUUUGUGAAUGUGAAAAUGGGUUCGCUGGUGUUGACUGCUCCACUGCCAUUUGCGACGAACAGUGCAGCCUUCAUGGAGGGGUCUGUGAUAAUGGAGUGUGUGAAUUCCGUUGUUCAGACUAUGCAGGCUACACAUGCCAGAACAGCUCCAUGCUCUCCUCUAGUCUUUUAGUUUGCAAAAAUGUGCUGGAAAGUGAUAUAUCUGGGCAACACUGUGCACCCAGUGAACCAAGCAUACUGCAGCAACUGGAAGAAGUAGUUGUCUUGCCCAACUACCACCGUUUGUUCCCAGGUGGUGCAAGGAAGUUAUUUAAUUUCUUCGGCAGCAGCUACUGUGAUGCAGCAGCUAAGCGCCUGGCAUGCUGGAUCUCGAUCCAGAAGUGCGAUAAGGACUGGGACAACAGGCUUCGGGUAUGCCAUUCAGCAUGCCAGUCAUAUAAUUUAGCAUGUGGAGCUUCACUUGACUGCUCAGAUCAAACCCUCUUCAGUGGUGAGGAGGAAGGUGAGGGGCCGUGUACGGGCUCUGGUGAAAUGAAACUGUCUUUGCUUGAUCGUAUGCUGAGUAUUUUCUAUUUAAGUAAUAGUUCCUGGAAAGGAAUGUCUGUAAAAAGUAGGCAGCUUUAGGGUUUUUUUUUUUUCCUGAGGGGGGUGGGGGUUGUUUAAUCUUUUUAUUUUGUUUUUUUGUUUUUCCAAUAUGGGCUUGUAAUUUUCUAGGGUUUAUUGUAGGAAAAAUGGCAUGUAAUGCGCUGGCUUUAGAUGUAGGUUUCAUUCUGCUUGGCCCAAAAAUAUUUAGAAAAAGUUGGGUGGGUAGGUUACUGAGUUUGGGCUUUCGAAGCUGAAAGCCACUUGUAGAGAAAUUGGGGGGGAAAAAAAUGCAAAAAGAAAAAGACGGCUUUGUUGAAUGAACAGAGCUUUGGCCGAAGGCCUUGAAAGUAAAGAAAAAGCUUCAUUUAUCUUUUUUUCUGAUUCA